AUGGCUCUUGUUAGGCGGCUUGUCAAGGCCCUGCAGGUGCCUACAGAGCCUGGUUUAACAACAGCAGAGUUGAUGUUGACGAAUGAUGACCUGAAACCAGUGGAACGAGACAGGCGGCAAUGGAAAUGGCUCAACUUUGUGGCUUUCUGGAUUGCCGAUUCAUUGAACGUCAAUACGUGGAUGAUCUCUUCGGCUAUGAUAGUGGACGGCCUGUCGUGGUGGCAGUCCUGGCUCUGUGUGUGGUUUGGCUACGCGAUUGCGGCAGUCUUCGUGGUUGCCCUGGGACGCGUUGCUACCAUCUACCAUAUACCCUUUGCCGUGGCUAACAGAGCGUCAUUUGGGGUAUGGGGCACUCGUAUACUAAUCCAAAAACUGAAAGGCCAAUGUGUUACUCUCAUGAUCCAGGCGAUUUGGCCCAGCUACGCGAAUAUCCCCAACAAUAUCCCCGUCAGCUCAGGCGUGACGACCAUGGAGUUCACCAGUUUCUUUCUCUUCUGGCUGGGAUCGCUGCCUGCUCUCUGGUUCCCCAUCUACAAGAUUCGACACCUCUUCACGGUCAAGGCAUACGUCUCUCCGGCCUGUGCGGUCGCUUUCUUUGCAUGGGCAAUCGUGCGCGCAAAGGGCAUGGGCCCUAUCAUCCAUCAGCCGAAUACCGCACAUGGGAGCGACCUCGCCUGGGCGGUGGUGAAAAGCAUCAUGAACUGCAUCGCCAACUUUGCCGCCUUGAUCAUCAACAACCCUGACUUCAGUCGAUAUGCGCGCCGGCCAAGAGACGCCGUCUGGUCGCAGCUCAUCACUAUUCCGGUCGGAUUUGCCGUGACUUCGUUUAUUGGUAUCGUAGUCACCUCGUCGUCUACCGUCAUUUUUGGCAAAGCAGUAUGGAACCCGCUCAUCCUGCUGGGCAUGUUCCUCGAAGGUGCCAGCUCUGCUGAGAGAUUCGGUAUCUUCGUUAUUGCGGCUGGCUUUGCGCUUGCGCAGCUGGGAACCAAUAUUGCCGCAAACUCGGUAUCAGCGGGGACUAAUCUCACGGCGCUGCUGCCCCGAUUCUGCACGAUUCGGCGUGGAGCAUACAUCUGUGCAGCGAUCGGUCUUGCCAUGUGCCCAUGGACAUUGGUCGCCUCGUCCAACAAGUUCACUGUCUACCUUUCAUCGUACUCCGUCUUCCUGUCCGCGAUAGCUGGCGUCAUGGUCAGUGAUUACUACCUGGUGCGCAAGGGCUACUUGGAUCUGCCGGCUCUGUACAGCGCCGAGAAAGACAGCCCGUACUAUGGUAUUUGGGGUGUCUCCUGGCGGGGAUACACGGCCUAUAUCUGUGGGAUUAUGAUCAAUGUGGUGGGAUUUGCCGGGGCUGUCGGGGCCAACGUGCCAGUGGGCGCAGAAUACAUCUACAACAUCAACUACUUCUCCGGCUUUAUAGUGGCGGGGGCCAUGUACUGGGCUUUGUGCCGGGCCUUUCCCGUCCCAGCGAUGAGCGAUGUCUGGAACGAAAUCCCGUACACGGGAGGAUCGAUGCAUGCUACUGAGGGGAAGGAGAUUGCUGGGGCGGAGGAGGUGGAGGACGUCAAGCAGGACGUGUAG
Aspergillus terreus NIH2624 is the source of this 1578-nucleotide messenger RNA. RefSeq names its product nucleobase cation symporter-1 family protein. Gene Ontology annotation, cellular component: plasma membrane. Gene Ontology annotation, molecular function: nucleobase transmembrane transporter activity. The transcript has 5 exons. The record is from RefSeq and is a predicted model, not a curated record. Gene Ontology annotation, biological process: transmembrane transport; nucleobase transport. The coding region runs from base 1 to 1578 and encodes 525 amino acids. NCBI's taxonomy places the organism in Eukaryota, Fungi, Ascomycota, Eurotiomycetes, Eurotiales, Aspergillaceae.